AUGGUUUUCACCGAAUCUCUUUUUUCUUCCCGUAUACACGCAUUCUUUAUUAUUCUCCUUCCUUAUCAUUCAAUCCUAUCAUUUCCAUCUUCUCAACAUUAAAGAAUCUCUGUAAUUAAAUUCCAGCAAUUACAUACACCAUCCAGAUGACCAUGGAGCAAUAUCUUCAAGAUUCCGUGUCGCGGAACAAUAUAACCAAACAAAAUGAGGUUGCCCAAAACAAGUGGAAAUCAUCAAAUGAAUCCAUUGAUGAAUCUGAAAAUGAUCCUUCAGGCGGUUUCGACUGUAAUAUCUGUUUAGACAUGGUCUAUGACCCUGUCGUGACACUAUGUGGACACCUCUACUGCUGGCCCUGCAUUUACAAAUGGCUCCACCACCAAAGAACUUUACCCGAAUACUUGGAGAAGAAAAAUGCCCAAUGCCCUGUUUGCAAAAGUGAAAUCUCUCAAAAAAGUAUAGUCCCGCUAUACGGUCGUGGUGAGACUGCAAAACCUGUAUCAGAAGAAAAGCCUCUGAAUCCUGGCAUCACGAUCCCACGAAGGCCUUCGAGUCCUAGGUGUAGUCCUCAGACCGUUCCAUCUCAGCAACCUAGUCUUCGCACCUAUCAACAUGUGCCAAUGCCUCUAUCUAUGUCGGGUGUUGGUGGAGUGACUAUGACAAAUAUGAUCAAUCCAACUAGCCCGACAACUGGUAUGCUUGGAGAGAUCAUAUACGAGAGGAUUUUUGGUAAUGCCCACUCUACUUUAUUUGCAUACCCGAACUCAUACAAUCUAGCAGGGUUCAGUACUCAACGUGCUAGAAGGCAGGCAAUGCAAGCAGAUAGAUCCCUAGGCCGGAUUUGCUUUUUCUUAUUCUGUUGUGUAAUGUUGUGCCUUCUCUUAUUUUGAAAAUUGUUUUGGAGAACCCUCUAUUGAUCAUGAUGUAUAUUUGUAUAAAUUAUGAGAAGUUAGAUAGUAUGACCUUGGAUAUGUAACCUGGUUGUUAUAAAGGUAUAUAUAUAUGUGUAUAUUGUAGAACA
Messenger RNA from Erigeron canadensis, 1018 nucleotides. RefSeq names its product E3 ubiquitin-protein ligase RMA1H1-like. NCBI's taxonomy places the organism in Eukaryota, Viridiplantae, Streptophyta, Magnoliopsida, Asterales, Asteraceae. Gene Ontology annotation, molecular function: metal ion binding; ubiquitin-like protein conjugating enzyme binding; ubiquitin protein ligase activity. The transcript has 2 exons. Gene Ontology annotation, cellular component: endoplasmic reticulum. The record is from RefSeq and is a predicted model, not a curated record. Bases 147 to 887 code for a protein of 246 amino acids. Gene Ontology annotation, biological process: ubiquitin-dependent protein catabolic process.